This is a messenger RNA of Aureobasidium namibiae CBS 147.97, 1917 nucleotides long. RefSeq lists its product as uncharacterized. The transcript has 3 exons. Gene Ontology annotation, molecular function: actin binding. NCBI's taxonomy places the organism in Eukaryota, Fungi, Ascomycota, Dothideomycetes, Dothideales, Saccotheciaceae. Bases 1 to 1917 code for a protein of 638 amino acids. Gene Ontology annotation, biological process: actin cytoskeleton organization. The record is from RefSeq and is a predicted model, not a curated record.
AUGCUGCAUUCGCGUCCUUCGUCUUCGGACGCUUACCAAGCAAACCACCAAAGAGUUGGCUCUACCCCGAGGAGCAACUACCGCAGUUCGCCCUCUGCAGCUCCAGUGCAGCCCUAUGCAUUCCAAUCAACUCCUCAACUGAGGCAGGAAUCGCGCACCAUCUCGGCCUCUUCCAAUGUGCCUCAGACCCAACAGAAGGGCCACAAGAGCACUUCCUCCACCUCGACCACCUCUUCGGCCGAUCUUACCACAAAGACUCCACCAUUGAGUCCAGGAAAAGACGCCUUCAUCAAUUUGUCUUCCAGCAUUCCCGACCUCUCGUUGACAUCGUUUGAGACGACGCCAAAAUCUUCUCCCAACAGAUAUCGCCGAACCCCUCAACGUGCUGAUUCUAACCAUUCGCUACAAAAGGCGCCUUCGCCUGCUUCGUCAGUCGACAACCUCUUGUCACCGCCUGCUCCUCAGCUCAACAGAACCUCGAGUGAUGACAUUACCGUCACAAAAUCCGGCACCUCUGAGUCCGCCAAGAGAUACCGUCGACGAAGCUUGAACAGCCUGGAGAUGAGUAAGCUUGAGGACGGUCGUCCUUCUUCUCAGGGCAAUGCUCCCAUUCGACCUGUCUCGUUUCAUUCGCGGACCAGUAGUGGCGAUAGCACCGGUCGACGAGUGCCAACUUCGUCUACACCCCCUCCUGCUGAGUCUGGCAGAAUAUCACCUGCUGCUUCGGGCAGUCCCGUGAAAAUGCCUAUCCGCGGCAGUGCCACAAACCCCUCCCCUCUUUCAAAGUCGCCCAUCACUGGUGGCCCGCAGUCGCCAGUUGAAGAAACUCCCAGACGUCUCAACACAGCGCAGCCUCAAAGCCCGGCAGCUCAGCAACUCGCUCAUCUGUCGGCCAACGAUCUGAACAGAGGAAUGAGAUCUCGUUUCAGACGAGCUUUCUCCUUCGGUGCUACCCAGGAACUGCGACGAUCAAGUGAGAACCUGCCUACACAGGGUGCCAUCAAUCCCCUGGACGAAAUGGAUCCUGAACAAGCUGCCAUCGCCAGACAACAAGAAGCUGCCGGCAUCGGUUCGAGCAUUUACACAGGACAAGGUGGUUUUACUGGUUCGACCGACAACUUGUCCAUCUCUUCGACUGCUUCAUCCGCAUCGAUGAUGCUGCGUAAGAUGGGCAAAGGCAUGAAGAAAGGUGGCCGUUCCAUCAAAGGUCUGUUCAGGCCCAAGUCGGUUAUCGGCGUGCCCGCCGCCGACGGACCAGUCCAGCCUAGCAUGGCACAGGUCUCGAUGGUCACAGUCGAAGCCGAGAGACGGAAUGUUAACGUCAACGCGCACCCCGGUGAGCAACCCGCUGGAGGGACUGGUUUCCCCAAGCUGGAGAAGAACUCAAUAGAGACUGCUCGCAAGUCGAUGGAUGGCCGUAACGACUCUAUGCGCAAAAGCAUUGUCGGUAACGACUCAGAGAGAGCAGAAGUUUUGGCUGCAGUCAAGAAGGGCAUUCUUAAGCGCGCUGGCACUGGCUCUCCAAUUGCAUCUCCUGACCUUCGCCCGCGAGACGGUACUCUAUCGACCGAUUCGCACAGCCCAGCUUCCAGCAUCCCCACAACACCCAGAGACGAUCGCGGUUCGCGAAGCAUGUCCUCGACCACCAGUGACUACUUCAAUAACCGCCUCGGCGUUUCUGCAGCCAAGAGCAUGCCUAAUACUCCUGGCCAAGGAGGUUCUCGCAAUAUCAGCUUUAGCCCUCGCAUUCAAUUCUACGAUGCCUGGUCAGCGUCGGACUACGACCGCCGAGGUGACAUUGCCACUUGCAAUCGUUUGACCCCGAUGCUCGCUCAGCAAAUCAAGGAGGAGCUCAACACUUUCAAGAUGGAAAUGGAGGUGCACGAACUGUCCAAGCCUCAUACGCAUUUCUUUUAA